Ornithodoros turicata is the source of this 2379-nucleotide messenger RNA. RefSeq lists its product as uncharacterized. Gene Ontology annotation, biological process: proteolysis. The record is from RefSeq and is a predicted model, not a curated record. The transcript is spliced from 4 exons. Gene Ontology annotation, molecular function: zinc ion binding; aspartic-type endopeptidase activity; nucleic acid binding. NCBI's taxonomy places the organism in Eukaryota, Metazoa, Arthropoda, Arachnida, Ixodida, Argasidae. Bases 1 to 2379 code for a protein of 792 amino acids.
AUGCUCCUUCAUGCUCUUGGGACGGAAGGACAAAGAAUUUUCUACACGUUGUCAGUUCCUGCCGUACCGUCGGAACAAAGCAGCGGAGACUCCACCACAGCCACAGUAAAUGUGUAUAAAGAAGCUUUGGCAACACUUGAAAAGCGGUAUGCCGAGAAUUAUAACGUUAUGGUGGAGCGCAGGAAAUUCCGUCAGCGUUCUCAGCUGCCGGACGAAAGUAUCGCGGAAUACGUGACUGCUCUUCGAGGUCUCGCCAUUACCUGCAAUUACGGGACCAUGCUUGACGAAACGCUACGGGACCAACUUGUGGACAAGGCCCUCCUGCCCCAAGUACGCGAGCGACUUCUACUGGAAGGAUCAACACUUACUUUGGAAAGGGCUACACAGAUCGCGAGUCAUGUUGAGCAGAGCCGCAAGGAAACCCAGCGGAUCUUGCAGGAGAACACAGCUGCGGUUGAAAAAGUGUUCAAGAAGCCGUUCAAGAGAUCGGCUGGCAAGCCCGCAACUCCCAAGCCCCAAGCUCAAGGGAAGAAUGCAACUACUUGCUUUCGUUGUGGUUCACCGUACCAUCUGGCCAACUCGCAGGAAUGCAAAGCCAGGUACAAAGAAUGUUUUAAGUGCAAGAAAAUUGGGCAUUUCGGAGCCGUAUGCCGAGGUGCAAAAAAGCAACAACGCGGUGCCACUCGCGAAGUCUUAACUGAAGGCGCACAUCACGAGGAUUACCCGUCCAGGACAGAACCUGCAAUACUAUUGGAAGUACAAUCAUCUGCGGCGAAGGCUAUCCACAUUACAGCAGAAGCCGAUGGAAAGGACGUCACGUUUUUAAUAGACACGGGCUCGUCAGUUUCCAUAAUUUCGUCGGUUGUCUAUCAGUCCACAUACGCCAAGAAGUUCACCCUGCAGCCUGCGUCACGAACUUCACGACUAUUCGAGGAAAGAGAUCCCAGUGCGAGGUGCCUGGAGACAGCAGAUACAACCAGUGCCAGCGAGCGAAUAGCAAAGUGCGAGUCUGCGAACCUGUUUUCACCGGAGCUGGGCCUAGCCAAAGGCUACGAGCACAAAGUCAAAGUACGGACAGACGUGCAGCCUACAACUACUAAGCUCCGAAGGCUACCCCUACAGAUACGUGACGAUGUGUCUAAAGAACUAAAGAAACUGCUGGAUAUGGACGUCAUUGAGGCUAUUGAUGCAUCGCCGUGGGUAUCGCCACUUGUCGUGGCCAAGAAAAAGGAUGGUCGGAUCAGGCUAUGCGUAGAUCUGCGGGCGCCAAACAAAGCUGUCGUGCCAGAUUGCUACCCAUUGCCGAAUAUGGAAGAGCUGCUGAACAAGUUAUCCGGUGCAAAGAUAUUUUCCAAGUUGGACUUAACAGCAGCAUACCACCAGCUCUUACUGGCCGAAGAGAGCAGAGAUCUCACUGCGUUUAUAACGCACGAAGGGCUAUUCCGGUACAAGAGAUUGUGCUUCGGGCUGGCCUCCGCGCCAUCUGCAUUUCAGAAGCUUUUGGCUAAUGUGCUGAAAGGAUGUACAGGGGCGUUACACUAUCUGGAGGAUAUCAUCAUAUUUGGGAAGAAUGAAGAAGAGCAUGAACAGGAUCUGCGUUCAAUUUUGCAACGGAUCUCUGAUGCAGGGUUACGGUUAAAUCACAAUAUAGGAAGGAAAAUGUUUCCACUCGAGACCAACGUCAAAGCUAUUUUAGAAGCCCCAGCACCAUCAGAUUUACGUACACUGAGGUCAUUUCUGGGAAUGAGUGGCCACUACGCCAAAUUCAUAAAGAAUUAUGCAGAUGUGGUGGAACCUCUGCGUGAACUGCUGCGAGGCGCAGACGCUUUCCACUGGAAUCCACAAGCUCAAGAAAGUUUUGAGAAGGAGCCCUUCGAAGACGACGUGGUGUGCAUCGUCACAGAAUGCAUCUCAAAGGAGCAGCUCCAGCGUGAGACAACUUCCGACUCAGUAAUGCAGGACGUUCUGCACUACAUACGAAGAGAAUGGCCUCCGAAAGCGGCUCUUCGAGACAACGCUGUGCCGUUCUUUAAGGUUCGCACGGAGCUGUCAGAAGUUGAUGGACUGCUGCUGCGCGGGGAUAGGAUUGUUGUGCCACCUGCGUUAGUGUCAAGGGUAAUUGGCCUGGCGCAUGAGGCACAUCCGGGCAUAGUGCGUACAAAGCAGCGCUUGCGUCAACUGUACUGGUGGCCUGCGAUGGACAGCAACGUUGAAACUGCUAUCCGGGGCUGCGACAUAUGCCAAACAGCGGACAAGUCCGCGAAGACGGCACCUGCUCCACUCACUCCUGUGAAACUUCCCCAGAGGGACCUUGGGAAAAAGUCAGCAUGGACGUUGUUGGUCCUUUUGAAAAGGCCCCACAGAACUGCCGGUACAUGA